Messenger RNA from Musa acuminata AAA Group (dessert banana), 1233 nucleotides. Its product is annotated as protein RER1A. Gene Ontology annotation, biological process: retrograde vesicle-mediated transport, Golgi to endoplasmic reticulum; protein retention in ER lumen. Gene Ontology annotation, cellular component: Golgi membrane. Lineage: Eukaryota; Viridiplantae; Streptophyta; Magnoliopsida; Zingiberales; Musaceae. The transcript is spliced from 4 exons. The record is from RefSeq and is a predicted model, not a curated record. Bases 360 to 932 code for a protein of 190 amino acids.
AUUCCUUUUCCUUCCGGACCAACCACCGAGCUUCCCCCGCGUCUCUCGGAGCAAAUACGAUCCAGGCUUGCCCGUUCUUCGCUCGCUUGAUCCAAAAGUCCCCUGGCGACAUCCCUGAUCUAGAUCUCCUCCGCCUCCCAGCCCUCGUCUCUCCGGUUCUCUCGAACCCUUUUCUCCCUGGAUCCACCACCCCCGCGCUUCGAUCCCUCCGGACGCCUAGGGUUCCGCUCUCCCACCGUAUUCAUUCCUGAUUGGAAUCCUCUUCACCUCUAGCGGAGGAAGAAAGACUUGAUAUUGGAGGGUUCGUACCUGAAAUAACAUCCUCGUCAAGAGCGGAGAUUUUUUGAGGUGUAGAAUCGAUGGAAGCCGAUGGCGCAGCCGCUUCGUUUCCCCUGGCAAAGUGGAGAAGCGACUUCUCCAGGGCGUUCCAGCACUACCUGGAUAAAUCGACUCCUCAUAUGACUGGAAGAUGGCUUGGUACUGUUGGAGUUGCAGCGAUCUACUUCCUGCGAGUUUACUUUGUCCAGGGAUUUUACAUCAUCACCUACGGGCUCGGGAUCUAUCUGCUUAAUCUAUUGAUUGGGUUCUUGUCGCCUCUGGUGGAUCCGGAGAUUGAAGUUUCGGACGGCCCCGCCUUGCCUACAAAGGGCUCCGAUGAGUUCAAACCCUUUGUUCGCCGUCUUCCCGAGUUCAAGUUCUGGUAUUCCAUAACAAAGGCCUUCUGUGUUGCUUUUGCAAUGACUUUCUUCUCCGUGUUUGAUGUUCCUGUCUUUUGGCCCAUACUAGUGUGCUACUGGAUUGUUCUUUUCGUCCUAACAAUGAAGCGCCAAAUUGUACACAUGAUCAAGUACAAGUACGUCCCAUUCAACGUAGGGAAGCAGAAAUAUGGAGGGAAAAAGGGUCCUGGAAGCAGCAGUCUGUCCAAGGAUUGAUGGACGGUAGGAGAAGCCAAGGGCAGGGCACUCGUAUAUCUAGUAGCAUUAAUGAGACUGAGAUGACUCUCGGUCCGCCGGACCCCUCGAAGGAGGACAGCUAUUUGUUCGGACCAGUUAUUACCUAUGCUUACACAUUGUCAUCCUCUCACUCUUCUACUUGUUUAGCUAAUGUAGCUAAUGCUGCCCGUGGUGCUAUUGUUUGCACGAUAGCUAAUGUUUGCAAUAUUAUUAUUCAAGAUUCCACCAGAGCAUAAACUGGUUGAUCAUGUUAUUAUGAUUAGUAAGAUUUCCCGAUAAA